This is a messenger RNA of Pocillopora meandrina, 1203 nucleotides long. NCBI's taxonomy places the organism in Eukaryota, Metazoa, Cnidaria, Anthozoa, Scleractinia, Pocilloporidae. The record is from the annotation of a GenBank genome assembly.
GCAGGGAUUGUCCAAUAUUUUUUCAAGCACUCUUUAACUAUCCGUUCCCCAACUGGCAAAAAUGUGAACCUACUUUACACCCUGGCUUGUGUUCAUUGGUACAAAGUUCACCCUCAUGCAAGGUUUUACUCUGGUUUACUGAUUCAAGCAUGCCUGCCAUCAUUUGAGGUUGAGUCAAUGGCAGCUUUUAUUCCAGUAAUGAGGAUUGAUAGUGUAUGUGGUAUAGCUGAGUUGAGCUACAACUUAGGGACUGCUAAUGGUAAAGAGAAAAUUGUUGUGGCUGUCCCUCUUGACCUUAAGUUACAUGUAGGAAUAUUAAAAGCAAUUAGAACUUUUAAAACUAAUUUAAAGCAAUUAGAACAAUUGAAACUGAACUUCUAUUUUUUGGGCAGUGUAAUGCCUUGCAAAGGGUGAUCAGAAAUGUGUUAAAUGCUCUGAAAGACUUGUGAGGUUAAGCAAUAUUACUUAACCAGACAGAACACAAGACUGUGUUUUGUCUCAAACCUUAGUAUCCAAAUGUGCUUAUUUUUUGAAAACUGAUGAUGUUGCCAUUUGGCUUUAGCGUUCUCUUUUGUCUGGCUAUAAUUGAGGAAACCAUGCUUUCUUUUUAAGUAUAUAGUUUUUUUCCUACUCAUACAUGGUCAGUGAAAAUUCUGGGAAUUUUUUUUUUUAUUCCAGUGGGUGGCAGCAGGUUUCUGCUUGAGACAUUGUAACAAGAGUCUAUUGUAAUUGUUGGAUUAAUUGUUUUUUCUGUUAGUUAAACUGUUCAAUACAAGUGUAUAUAGGUUAGCUUACCCCCAGAGGUCAAGUGAGUGGCCCUAUAUAUUUUAAUCAGUAAUGGUUUGCAUUUUAAUUCUUAGCAAUUUAGUUAGCAAACAAAUGAAAUUUUACUUUAGUAAACAAUUGUAUGGUGAUGGUUGUGACCUUUAGUGGGAUAGAGCAACUUUUUGCAUUUAUUCUUGAGUGGGUUUUUUGGCAAGAUACUCGAAUACUUGUCAAAUUUGAACUGCUCUGGACUAUUGAUUAUUUUCACCAAACUUAAAUCAUAGAUUGUAUGGACUGAUUGGACUGUUUCAAAUGAUGACACAGUACAAUCAUUACUCAACUGCCUCAAACAAUCACAAUGUCUCAAAUGACCAAAGAGGUUCACUGGUACUGACUCUCUCAAAUGACCAAACUGCUUCAAAUGGUCCAAAUGGCUAA